Danio rerio (zebrafish) is the source of this 6085-nucleotide messenger RNA. The record is from RefSeq and is a predicted model, not a curated record. Lineage: Eukaryota; Metazoa; Chordata; Actinopteri; Cypriniformes; Danionidae.
AUCGCGUUUUGUCCCGGUCGAGUUGCCGUUCGCGGAAGUCUCGUUUCCAUUACUGUGAAAAGGAGAAGGAUCUGUCUGUCAUUCACCAGUGGUGUGGAGACUCUUCUGAGAUGACAGACGAAUCAGGGCGUGGCGGGGAGGCGGAGCCACUAAAGGACGGAGAGGCAGAAGGGGGCGUGACUAAGGAGAAGAGCUGCGCAGGAAAGCUGGGUCUGUCUCAUCUGACCGGCUGGAGAACAGCAGCGUUCCUGCUCUCCAUCUUCCUGUGUCUGGCAGUCAUCUUCGCCUUUUCAUUCAUCCUCCCCUGCCCCGUACGGCCUCAAUAUGUGUCCACAUGGAACCGCACAGUACCUGACGCAGCCACGUUUGAUUUCCUGGCUGUUGAGGAUGCCAAUGAAGACAAGGUGUUAGAUGUGUUCUUCAUCUACAGAGAUGCUGAUGCCAGCCGUAACACAUGUUUGAAUGCAGAUUUAUCAGUUCCGUGUCUGGUGUUAACGGCUGUUGACGGUACGAAUGGAAAAUCACUCUGGAAACGAGCUUUAUCUGCUGAGUUUGACUGGGUGGAGUGCGGCGUGAAGGGACUCGGACACAAAGGGAGCGGAUGCCUGGUUGCUCAUGCAGACAAUCUCACGGCAGUCGACAAAAAGACUGGUCAGAUCAUGUGGCAGCAUUCGCGUUCGACUUUGAUGCAUGGAAAUCUCCCGCUGAUCAGCGUCCCGGAUCUCAACUCUGAUGGAAAAGAAGACUUUGCUGUGCUUUCAUACAAUCCAGAUGCUCUUUCAUUCACUCCCACACCGACUGAACUGGUGUUUUUCUCUGGGAAAUCUGGUGAUCAGCUCGGCUCCAGGGUCAAUGUUGACGUGAACGGUGUAUUCGCUCACCUGCACUUCAAGACGGCCAGCGGCGCUUCAUAUCUGCUGUUACUCACAGACUCUGGGCUUUAUGCGGUCAGUCUGGGACGUCUGGCAGCUCUGGCUAAGCCUGGUUUCGAGUCUGCACUGAAGAAAGAGAAAAGCUGGGAGGAACUGUCAGACAUUCACACUGGAUUCAUCUCACUCUAUCAGUCUGGUUUUCUGAAGCGUGUGUUGGCUGUUCAGGGCAGUAAUCCUCCAUCACUGCUCAUCCAGACGGACUCCAGUGUUUCACUGCUGCAAACCGACAAGCUGAAGACCGCCUGGACCACCAACACCAGCACUCUGCUCAGUGAGCCGACGUUUGGACAGUUUGACAAAGAUGGGAUCCCAGACAUAAUGAUAGAGGAGGACGCUGGCAAUCAAACCAAAAGAGUGAUGGUGCUCAGUGGACACUCUGGAGUCGUCCUGUGGGAAGUCAGUCUGUUGUUCUGGCCUCCGAGUCCUCGGCCAGCUUCUGUCCUCACACUCAACACAUACUCAGUGUUCAUGCUCUGGGGACAGACUAACCAGACCAGUCAGAUGCAGUCGUCAUUCCUGCUACAUCCUCGAUAUUCAAAACUGCUGCUUGAAAGGAGGAAAUCCUCACAGAAUAUCGUCUCUUUUAAGGCGACGCUGUUGGAGCGAGGUCGACAUGCUUCUUACCUCGUCCUGACAGGACCAGACGGACGGCGACACACAGACGACAGUGAGCCGGUGAUUCUGACCAAGAGGAAGAUCAAGAAAGACGUGGAGGAGAGUGAAGUUUAUGGAGUAACAGCGGAUGAACUGAUCUCUCAGGAUGCAGAGGACUCCGUGAGGGAAGCGUUUCACAGGCUGCGCUUCAGUGAAAUACAGUGAUAAACACACACACACACACACACACACACACACACACACACAGAGAUUAAACGUUAGUUCACACAAAGAAAUGAAAAUUCUGUUAUUAAUUAUUCAUGUUUCAAACUCCCUCUGUUUGUCUUCAAACCACAAAUUGAGAUUUUUUUUUUUUAUCAAGUCCGAGAGCUCCCUCAUCCUCCAUUCACAUGAACAGUCCAGACUAGAUCAAAUUUGCAAAAAAAUAACGAAAAACCAUCCUCAAAAUUCUCCAUGUGCCUUCAGUGGUUCACUCCGAAGAAUUGGUCAAGCUACAAGAAUACUCUAGAGCACACAUAAAAUAAAUAUGACCACUUUAUGCAACAGUUUCUCCUCAGUGUCAGUAUAUUGCGCAUGUUCGUGUAUACAGUCUUGGAUAUCUGCACCCUGAGACUUAUGUCAAAACACAAAUUAAGAUAUUUUAGAUAUUAUCCUCUAUAGACCGCAAUAUUCCUGACCAAAUUUCCAGAAAAAUACCAAUAAACGUCCUCAAAAUUGUCCAUGUGCCUUUAGUGGUUCAGUCGGAGUAAUAUCUCAAGCCACAAGAAUACUUCUGUGUGCACAAAAAAAAAAACUUAACGACUUUAUGCAACAGUUUCUCCUCCUCAGUGUCAGUAUAUUGCGCAUGUUCAUGUAUACCCUUUUGGAUAUCAGCAUUCAGAGACUUUCCUUCGUCUUUAAAACACAUGUUAAGAUAUUUCAGAUUAAAUCUGAGAGAUCCUUCACCCUACAUUUACAUCAACAGUCCCGACUUGUUCUUGAAAAAUAACGAAAAACAUCCUCAAAAUUCUCCAUGUGCCUUCAGUGGUUGAGUCAGAAUAAUAUCUCAAGCUACAAGAAUACUCUAGUGCGCACAUAAAAUAAAAAUGACGACUUUAUGCAACAGUUUCUCCUCCUCAGUGUCAGUAUAUUGCGCAUAUUCGUGUACACCGUCUUGGAUAUCUGCAGCCUGAGACUUUCGUUUGUCUUUGAAACACAAAUUGAGAUUAUUUUCAUUAAAUUCGAGAGCUCCCUCAUCCUCCACUUACAUCAACAUUCAAUGACCCGAUCAAAUUUCCAGAAAAACACCAAAAAAUAUCCUCAAAAUUGUCCAUGUGCCUUCAGUCGGAAUAUUAUAUCAAGCUAUGAGAAUACUCUAGUGUGCACAUAAAAUAAAAAUGACGACUUCAUGCAACAGUUUAUCUCCUCAGUGUCAGUAUAUUGCGCAUAUGUGUAUAAUCUCUUGGAUAUCUGCACCCAGAGACUUUAGUUUGUCUUUGAAACACAAAUUGAGAUCAUCUUGAUCAAAUUCGAGAGCUCCCUCAUCCUCCACUGACAUUCAAUGACUCGAUUAAAUUUCCAGAAAACUACCAAAAAACAUCCUCAAAAUAGUCCAUGUGCCUUCGGUGGUUCAGUCGGAGUAAUAUCUCAAGCUUCGAGAAUACUUUUGUGCACAUAAAAUAAAAAUGACGACUUUAUGCAACAGUUUCUUCUCCUCAGUGUCAGUAUAUUGUGCAUGGUCAUGUAUACCCUCUUAGCUAUGCAUGCUCAGUGACGCUUUUCGGCUUUAAAACACAAAUUAAGAUAUUUCAGAUUUAAUUCGAGAGCUCCCUCAUCCUCCAUUUACAUCAACAGUCCUGAUUGAUCAACUUUCCAGAAAAAUACCAAAGUAACACCCUCAAAAUUGUCCAUGUGCCUUCAGUGGGUUAAUCGAAAUAACAUCUCAAGCUGCGAGAACUUUUGUGUGCACAUAAAAUAAACAUGAUGCAUUAAUGCAACGGUCUCUCCUCCUCAAUGUCAGUAUAUUGCGCAUGUUGAGUCCGGAUUAUUGCUGUUUAUGGAGGUCUCCGAUUUCAUCUAUAAUGUCUUGAUUUGUGUUUCCAAGAUGAAUGAAGCUCUUAGAAAAUGAGAGAGAGUCAUUAAUAACAGAAUUUUCCACUAACACUUUAAUAUUCAACAAAAGGCCAGACAACUGUGUGGUUAAAACUUUUUGCCUAGCUCUUUCAAACCAAACCAAAGCUCUUUUAAUAUUAUAUCAGUUUUUUUCUGUUCUGGUCUUGGUUAAAGCUGCACUACAGAAUGAAACCCAAGAUACUAUCUGAGUCAAAUCAUCAGAGUUGUGCUAUCUGUACUACACAUUUAAAGGGACAGUGCACCCAGUAAUGAAGAUUUCCUCAUCAUUACUCAUCCUGAAGUGGUUCUUAUGUUUAUUGUUGAAUACUUAUGCAAACUCAUGUAUAUUGUUCUUCUGUUGAACACAAAUGAAGAUAUUUCGAAGAAUGGCUCAAAAAAAGGCAGCCAUUGACAUUAUAUUAUAGAAAAUACUAUUAAAGUCAAUGGCGUUUUUUUUCCUCCAAACAUUCUUCAAAAUAUCUUCUUUUGUGUCCCUCAGAAGAAACAAGUGAAGGAUGAGUAAACACUGACAGAAUUGUCACUUUUGGGUGGACUAACACUUUAAUAUUCAACUCCAAUAUUCAACACAAAGGGCAGAAAACUGUGGCUUUGUUUAAAACGUUUUAGUCUCGCUCUUUCAAACCAAACCAAAGCUCUUAUUUUAAUAUUAUAUCAGUUAUUCUGAUCUAGUCCUGGUUAAAGCUGCACUACAGAAUGAAACCCAAGUCACUUUUCAGUCGCAUCAUUAGAGUUUUGCGAUCCCUACUACACAUUUAAAGUGAUAGUGCUCCCAAAAAUGAAUAUUUCCUCCUCAUUACUCGCCCUCAAGCGCUUAUUAUGUACUUAUACAUAUGUAUAUUGUUGAAAGCCUCUGUAUAUUGCUCUUCUGUUAAACAAAAUAAGUUAUUUGGAAGAAUGUUUAGAAAAAGGCAGCUAUUGACCAGAAAAAUACUAUUGAAGUCAAUGGCUGAUUUCCCCCUAACAUUCUUCAAAAUACCUUCUUUUGUGUUCCUCAGAGGAAACAAGUGGAGUAUGUUUAAACACUGACAGAAUUUUCACUUCUGAGUGAACUAACACUUUAAUAUUCAACACAAAGGCCUGAAAACUGUGGCUUUGUGUAAAACCUCGCUCUUUUAAACCAAACCAAAGCUCUUCUUUUAUAUAAUAUCAGUUUUUCUGAUCUAGUCUUGGUUAAAUCUGCACUACAGAAUGAAACCCAAGACACAGAGUCAAAUCAUCCACAUUUAAAGGGACAGUGCACCCAAAAUUGAAAUUACCCUUAGGUGGUACUAAACUCAUGUAUAUUGUUCUUCUGUCGAACACAAAGGAAGAUAUUUCGAAGAAUGUUUGGGGGAAAAAAGCAGCCAUUGACAAUAAUAACAGGAACAAAAGAAAACAAUAGCUGUUAUUUCCCUUAAACAUUCUUCAAAAUAUCUUCUUUUGUGCUCCUCAGAAGAAACAAGUGGAGGAUGAGUAAACACUGACAGAAUAUUUAGUUUUGGGUGAGCUAUCUCUUCAAAUUUAAGUAUGUUUAUUGAUAUAAUCCUUUGGGUCAUGCUGCAUUACUGUAUGACAAUCACCUGUGAAUCAUUUCAGAUUUAACACAUAUAAAUAGGUCUAUUAAUAUUAUAUUUAUCAGGGGAUUUCAUGUAAAGGUGAAUCUCAUACAAUCCAAAGAAUCUAGCUGGAAAGUAGCUUACAUGACAAACAAAAGAGCCUUAUUUUCUUAUUGUGGUGUGAAAUAUGACAUGAGAUUUGAGUUUAAAGCUGUUUUUAUUGUUCUGCCUCUCUAGUUUUUGUAAUUAAAGGGCCAGUUCACCUACAAAAGAAUUAAACAUGUCAUCGUUUACUCACAAAAAUAAACUCAAAUAGGUUUAAUAAUCUGUCGAACACAACAGAAGUUAUUUAUUUAAACACUAGUAGCUGGCACCCAUUGACUUCCAUAGUAAUUUCUUCCUACUAUGAAAGUCAAUUGAUGCCAGCAACCAGCAUUCUUCAAAAUAUCUGCUUUUGUGUUCAACAGAUGACAUACACUCCUAUAUGUUUAAAAUCCCAUGCUGGAGAGUAAAUGAUGAGGCAGUGUUCAUUUUUGGGUGUACUGUCCCUUUAAGAGUGAUGCUUUGAGGAACACUAUAAUGGAGUGUGUAUUGCGUUUUACACACUCAACACAACACUGUUGGAAAGAGAAGUGCUGAAUGGAUUUAUUUUUUGUUUUUGCAGUGCUGCAUCACUCCUGCAUCACAGGGGUUUGUUUGUUUGUUUGUUUGUUAGCAUGGAGAGUGUGUGUGUCUGAUUGAUUAAUGGUUUCCUGCAUCUGUCUUAAUGAAGUGUGUGUGUUGUGUUGUGCUGUUUCAUGCUGCUGAGAUGCUCCGCUGACCUGUUUACUAUAUUCUCUGGACAUCACACACUGCUGUACAUCUGAGUGCCUUAAAAGGACUUCAAAAUCA